AUGGACCCAGGCGGCGCAACCCAUGUCGCCACCGCCUGCAGUGGCUCGACCGCCGGUCAGGUCGGCGUUCAGAUCCACCAGCCCCGACGCCUCCCAGAUUUCCUCCAGAGCGUCAAUCUCAAGUACGUCAAAUUAGGGUACCAUUACCUCAUCUCCAAUCUCUUAACCCUCUGCUUCAUCCCCUUGAUUAUCGUAACCCUAAUCGAAGCCUCCCAGAUGGACCUUUCCGACAUUCAGCAGCUCUGGCUUCACCUCCAGUACAAUCUCGUCAGCGUCAUCAUCUGCUCCGCCGUCCUCGUCUUCGGUUUGACCGUUUACAUCAUGACCCGACCCAGACCCGUUUAUUUGGUCGAUUACGCUUGCUAUCGCCCUCCCGAUCACCUCAAGGCUCCCUACCACCGUUUCAUGGAGCACUCCAGGCUCACCCAGGACUUCGACGAUUCCUCCCUUGAGUUCCAGCGCAAGAUUCUCGAGCGUUCUGGCCUCGGCGAAGAGACCUACGUCCCCGAAGCGAUGCAUUACAUCCCUCCCAGGCCCUCCAUGGCCGCCGCCAGAGAAGAGGCGGAGCAGGUCAUGUACGGUGCUUUGGAUAAUCUGUUUGCCAAUACCCAUGUCAAGCCUAAGGACAUUGGCAUUCUUGUUGUGAAUUGCAGCUUGUUUAAUCCGACGCCGUCUCUAUCCGCUAUGAUUGUUAAUAAGUACAAAUUGAGGGGUAAUAUUAGGAGUUUCAAUUUGGGGGGAAUGGGUUGUAGUGCUGGGGUCAUAGCCGCUGAUCUUGCUAAGGACUUGUUGCAAAUUCAUAGGAAUACUUAUGCUAUUGUUGUCAGUACUGAGAACAUUACUCAGAAUUGGUAUUUUGGGAAUAAGAAAUCUAUGUUGAUUCCCAAUUGCUUGUUUCGAGUUGGGUGCUCUGCAGUUUUGCUCUCUAAUAAGUCUGCGGAUUGGAGGCGGGCUAAGUACAAGCUUGUUCAUGUUGUGAGGACCCAUCGUGGUGCAGAUGAUAAGGCUUUUCGUUGCGUUUACCAGGAACAGGAUGAUAAGGGGAAGACUGGUGUUUCUUUGUCCAAAGAUUUGAUGGCAAUUGCUGGUGGGGCGCUUAAAACCAACAUCACCACUUUGGGUCCUAUUGUGCUUCCAAUAAGUGAGCAGCUUCUUUUCUUUUCGUCACUUGUGGUUAAGAAGCUGUUCAAUGCGAAUGUCAAACCUUAUAUCCCGGAUUUCAAGCUGGCAUUUGAUCAUUUUUGCAUACACGCCGGAGGAAGGGCUGUGAUUGAUGAGCUGGAGAAGAACCUGCAGUUGCUACCUAUACAUGUGGAGGCUUCUCGAAUGACUCUACACCGGUUUGGGAAUACUUCAUCGAGCUCCAUUUGGUAUGAAUUGGCCUACAUGGAGGCCAAGGGGAGGAUCCGCAAGGGCAACCGUGUCUGGCAGAUUGCCUUCGGUAGUGGCUUUAAGUGUAACAGUGCGGUCUGGGAGGCACUUCGGAAUGUGAAGCCAUCUCGUAAUGGUCCUUGGGAAGACUGCAUUGACAAGUAUCCCGUGAAACUAGUUUCCUAG
Prunus armeniaca (apricot) is the source of this 1557-nucleotide messenger RNA. The record is from the annotation of a GenBank genome assembly. NCBI's taxonomy places the organism in Eukaryota, Viridiplantae, Streptophyta, Magnoliopsida, Rosales, Rosaceae.